Triplophysa dalaica is the source of this 4162-nucleotide messenger RNA. RefSeq names its product ATP-binding cassette, sub-family H, member 1 (gene abch1). The coding region runs from base 339 to 2483 and encodes 714 amino acids. Gene Ontology annotation, biological process: transmembrane transport. The transcript has 20 exons. Lineage: Eukaryota; Metazoa; Chordata; Actinopteri; Cypriniformes; Nemacheilidae. Gene Ontology annotation, cellular component: membrane; ATP-binding cassette (ABC) transporter complex. Gene Ontology annotation, molecular function: ATP hydrolysis activity; ATP binding; ABC-type transporter activity. The record is from RefSeq and is a predicted model, not a curated record.
AAUAGAUUUGUACUAACUCAGUUUCUGAAUGUCUUUCAUUCUGUGCCACAUACUUCUUGUGUUGUAGAAAUAUAUUUAAUCUCUGCAAAUAAACAAACAUGUUUUUACUUCAAGAGUCAUUGCGCCCCAGAGGGACACGAACUAGAUUGUGCCACAGCUAAAACACCGCACAGGACAUUCAGAAAUAUGAUACAUCUCAAUAUUUUCUAUGCGUUUUAACCUGAAACCUAUACAUCACGAGAGAGCAGUUACAGUCUGUUCUGGAGCACAAUGAGUUAAUCCAUUCAUUUGCGCGCACCGAACCAAACGCAGCUUCUCACAAUCUACCCGGUCCGUUGAUGAUGGCCGGUGACGACAGUGAAGGAGCCUCUAAAGAAAGCACCGAGAUGGAAGAGCAGAAUACAGAGAGUGGCACUAUGAAGGUUGAUUUGGAGGCCCGGAACUGCAGUUCUGCAAUCCACUGUCAUAAUGUGUGCCGAUCGUAUGGGAAACUUAAAGUCCUCAACAAUCUGAACCUUACAGUUCCACAGGGCCAAAUUUAUGGGCUGCUGGGCCCAAGUGGCUGUGGGAAGACCACCCUGCUGAAGUGCAUUGUGGGAACUCUGAAGAUCUCUCAUGGCCACAUCACAGUGUUAGGAAAACCGCCUGCUUUUCCAGGACAUGAAGUGCCAGGGAGGAUGGUGGGGUACAUGCCACAGGACAUAGCUCUGUACAAUGAGUUCACUAUUUGCAACACACUGUGGUUUUUCGGUCGGAUCCAUGGUCUUUCAUCCAAAGAAACAGAAGCCAGAGUAAAUUUCCUCAUCAACUUCUUGGACCUGCCACAGAAAAACAGUCUUGUCCGAAAUCUCAGCGGAGGCCAGCGGCGACGUGUUUCUCUUGGAGCGGCUCUACUUCAAAACCCACAACUUCUGAUCCUUGAUGAGCCCACAGUAGGAGUGGACCCUGUUCUCCGUGCCAAGAUAUGGCAGCAUCUUGUGGAAAUUGUGAGAGAAGGACAAGUUUCUGUUAUCAUUACAACGCAUUACAUCGAGGAGGCCAGACAAGCCAACACGGUGGGUUUGAUGAGGAAUGGUCAAUUGUUAGCUGAAGGUCCCCCAGAUGCUGUAAUGAAGCAACACAAUGCAUUAACAUUAGAGAGUGCUUUUUUACAACUUUGUGAGGACUCUGAUCAGUUGGGGUCCAAACAGAGUCCUCAGGACCGUCUCCUGGACAGCAGACCGUCUCCAGACAAUAUGAGCGAUGAAAGUAGAGAGCCCAUACUGAGAAAGAGUUUAACAGAGGAAAUGCCCAAAUUUAAAGCUGACUGGAAGGUGCGAGCCAGACACGUCAUACCAAAAUGGCGCAACAUUGCAGCUCUCAUGAUCAAGACAAUGGUUCGAAUGAAAAGAAUGCCAGGGUCAUUGUGUUUCCAGUUCCUGUUGCCAGUAAUUCAGAUCUGUCUGAUGUGUCUGUGCAUUGGCGGAGACCCCAAAGGCAUCGAUGUGGCUGUGGUCAAUAAUGAAAGUGGCUCCAGCAGCUACAGCAGAUCACUGCUGUCCUUUCUUGACAACACUAGUAUCAACCAGGUGGCCUUGUCUCAUUCUGAGGCGUUUGCUGGUAUCCAUAAUGGGGAAUAUUGGGGCAUCAUAGAAUUUGGUGAGAAUUUCACCAGCUAUCUAACCAAAAGAAUGUUGCAGCCCAGAGUUUCUAGAGAUGUGGUUGAAGGAGGAUCUGUGCAUGUUUGGCUUGACCUGACAAAUCGACAGAUUGCCAUAAUGCUACAGAAAAAGCUCCAUGAGGCUUUUGAGGCUUUUAUCGAGACUAAACUGGGGAGUUUGUCAUACAUGGUGGCCGUCCCUAUAAAAUUUGAAGAACCUAUAUACGGCAGUAAGAAUACAGAUUUUACAACAUUUGUGACCCCAGGAGCGGUUUUGAGCAUCACAUUUUACCUAGCAGUAGGUUUGACUGCUCUGUCCUUUGUGUUAGAGAGGAAGGAGGGGCUGCUGGACAGGUGCUGGGUGGCAGGUGUAAGUUCUUUGGAGACCAUGCUGGCCCACCUUUUCUCACAGCUCUUUGUCAUCAGUGUUCAGAUCAUCCUUUUACUGAUCUUCAUCCUGCUGGUCUUUAAAAUUCCCAAUGAAGGAUCUUUGGUUCUGGUGAUUGCAUUGAUUGUGCUGCAGGGUGUGACUGGAAUCUCAUUUGGCCUGGUCAUCUCCUCUGCUAUCGAUGACGAGCAGUCGGCCAAUCAGGCGGCUCUUGGCAUCUUCUACCCCAAUCUCAUCCUUAGUGGCAUCAUCUGGCCGGUCGAGUGUAUCCCGUACCCCUUGCGUUAUUUGAGUAUGGUUCUACCCCAGACUUAUGCGUCUGAGGCGCUGCGCUGUAUCAUGUACAGAGGUUGGGGUUUGACCCGCAUGAUGGUUUGGCGAGGCUUUGCGGUCACUCUGGGCUGGAACACGUUCUUCAUCAUGCUGGCAACAAUCAUUCUCAAACUGAGAACAUGAGGGGCUCUGCCAAGCAAAUGUGCUUCAGACUGGAGACGGUGGCGUCAGGCGAGACCCAGGCUUUAUCAGCACAGGCCUCUCUUUGCGUAUUGAGGAUGAAAGAUGAUUGACACAUGGACCUGAUCCUCUCUCUUUUUAAAGAUGCCACUUAUUUAAGAAUGGCCAAUCAGGUCUCUCCUCCUGAGGACCGUGACCAUGAAACUCAGGCUUUUCUGAGCCAUUUAAGAGAUCAGUCGAUCCCAGCACAACUUUUGUCCAAAUUUACAAAUGUCAUGUUUAUCUGGAGAGUGAGACGUAUUAGUUCAUUUGAGUUUUCUGUUGAGUUUUUCAAAGAAGAAAAAUCAGUCAAACAAACAGAAGUGGAGACCAUGCUCAACACGGUUACAGCUGGCUUUUUGAAUCCUGACUUUCCAUAUCCUUCUCAGAACUGUUUUCCUCUGCGAUAUGUAAUAAUGUACUGAAUGUACACACUAGUUUCUGUAUGCUUGAGUCUUUCAGUUGGUUGUGUGUGCCGUACACCUGUACCCCUUUUUAAAAAACCCUGAUACUGAUGAACCAAUAUUACUUGCUUGCUGGGUAGUACAGUGCAUGAUUACUCCUUUCCACAUUUUUGUUUUUCUUAUUCUUUGUCUUUGUUUUUUUAAGCCAAUAUUUUUACAAGUUACCAGUUAGCGUGUUAGUCAUGCAUCAAGUGCCAUAAAGGAAAAUGAAGAAAUAAUGCAAAUGUUUACAUUUGAGCACAAAGCAGGCCAAAGGUGAACCUGCAGUCAAUGUUCAGCAGUCUAAGUUUUAGUCUUGUUAACUUUAUUCGAUAGCCAGCACUAGCUAAUACAGACCCAUGAGUUUGUAUAUAUAAGCGUGCAAUAUUUUACGGGGAAAUGCAAAGUAAUGUUUUAUAUAUUGUGAUAAAAAUGUAUUGGUUUCGGCUAAAUAUCUCUAAUGUAGUAGGGAUGCACAAAUAGGAUUUUUUUGGCCGAUACAGAUUUUAACAAUCAACUAUCAUCUGAUACCGAUAUUGGUCAACUGGAUAAAAAACUAGCUAGUUUUUCUGCAUUAAAUAAAUUUUACUGAACAUGGAUCUAUUUAACAAUUUAAAAGAGGCACAAGUUAAUAUAAAAAUAAGACAACAUGAAAAUCUUCAAAUGUGAUUUUUGCUAUCCAAAAUUGAUUAUAUUAAGAACAUGAACUCAUAUUUGACAUAUUUAACAUGUCUUUAAUAAAAUUAAAUGAAGUCCGUGCUUUUGCUAUUUAAUUAUUUGUAUUAUUCCUCCAUGCAGUUUAUUUAUAAACCAUCGAUAUCGGCCUUGCUGAUGCUAUGAAACCAUAUGACGAUGGUGUUAAAUUAAUCCAAUAUCGGCCGAUUAAUCGGUGCAUCCCUAAAAUGUGUGGGUAUCACUGUCCUUCUGGAGCUUAAGCCGAUUGUUUUGUUUCCAUAUUUCUUCUUUGGAUCUUGAAGUUCAACAUUAUUUGUUUUAUACCUUUUUUUGUAAGUCUCUAUAGCCAGACUGAACAAUUCUACUCUAUACUUAAAGCUGAAGUGUGUCAUUUGUAUGUUACAUUUGAUCUUUUUAUAACUAAAAUGUAGAGACAACUAUAAAAAAAAACAUUUUAUGCUUAUGUGUGGCCUAAAGAUGGUGGCUAUAUUUACAUAAUAAUAUUUAAUAAUAAAAAAGCUUUUC